CGGGGYCGCCCGGGACAAAGUCCAGGGGUCAGCGCUCUCCUGAGGGGCCGCGCGAGCCCUCCUGUCACCAUGGCGGAAACUCUGGAGUCGCUGGAGUCGUGCCUGGAGCGGCACAUCCCGCCCGGGGAACUCGCCGAGGUGAAGCGGAUCCUGUAUGGGGGCGAGGCCAGAAAACUUGAYUUGCCAGCUGCUGCACUGUCAGCAGCUCAGGAAAAAGAUUUUGAGCUACAGGGCUAUGGAUUUGAAGCUUCUCCGGAGCAAUUGAGAAGGCCACGUAUUGUUCGAGUGGGACUGAUACAGAAUAAAAUUCCUCUUCCUACAGACACAGCUGUGGCAGUCCAGGUGGCUGCUCUGCACAGACGAAUUGAGGAGAUGGUGGGAGUGGCUGCAAUGUGUGGGGUCAACAUUGUGUGUUUCCAGGAGGCUUGGACCAUGCCCUUUGCAUUUUGUACAAGAGAGAAACUUCCUUGGACUGAAUUUGCUGAGUCAGCAGAGGAUGGGCCAACAACCAAAUUUUGUCAAGAGCUUGCAAAGAAAUACAAUAUGGUYGUGGUGUCUCCGAUCCUGGAGCGAGAUGAACUGCAUGGUGGAAUUCUGUGGAAUACUGCAGUGGUCAUUUCUAAUUCCGGAGCUGUCCUUGGCAAAAGUAGGAAAAACCACAUUCCAAGGGUUGGAGAUUUCAAUGAGUCUACUUACUAUAUGGAAGGAAAUACAGGACACACAGUGUUUCAGACACAGUUUGGGACAAUUGCUGUGAAUAUCUGCUAUGGGCGCCACCAUCCUUUGAACUGGCUCAUGUAUAGCAUGAAUGGAGCAGAGAUCAUCUUUAAUCCUUCAGCCACUAUUGGCACACUCAGUGAGGCRCUGUGGCCCAUCGAAGCCAGAAAUGCUGCCAUAGCCAAUCACUGCUUCACGUGUCCCAUCAACAGAGUAGGAACGGAAUACUUCAAAAAUGCCUUUACUUCUGGAGAUGGUGGAAAAGCACACCAUGAGCUAGGCCAUUUCUAUGGCUCGAGUUACGUAGCUGCACCAGAUGGCAGCAGGACCCCCGGACUCUCUCGCACUCAAGAUGGGCUGCUGGUGGCAGAGAUGGAUCUAAACCUCUGCAGGCAAGUUGGUGACAAGUGGAAUUUUAAGAUGACUGGUAGAUAUGAAAUGUAUGCAGAGAAGCUUGCUGAAGCAAUCCAGCCUUACUUUAUACCCAAUAUCAUCAAAGAGUAAGAGAGAGCAUCUCAUUACAUUCAAAUAUGGCAAGAUAAAUUCAAAGUUACUGUUGGAUGAUAGCUUUACUGUGAAUCAUGAGUUGCUGGUUUAAUGUUGUCAGUUUAAUUUCAUGUAACCAACUUCAAAUAAUAGCAUUCGAAUCAGUGUUAAGUAAAAUAACUGAAAAUGGC
This is a messenger RNA of Malurus melanocephalus (red-backed fairy wren), 1394 nucleotides long. RefSeq names its product beta-ureidopropionase 1 (gene UPB1). NCBI's taxonomy places the organism in Eukaryota, Metazoa, Chordata, Aves, Passeriformes, Maluridae. The coding region runs from base 70 to 1221 and encodes 383 amino acids. Gene Ontology annotation, molecular function: beta-ureidopropionase activity. The transcript is spliced from 10 exons. The record is from RefSeq and is a predicted model, not a curated record.